Molecule: messenger RNA, 1185 nt
Organism: Xyrichtys novacula (pearly razorfish)
Lineage: Eukaryota; Metazoa; Chordata; Actinopteri; Labriformes; Labridae
Source: the annotation of a GenBank genome assembly
AUGGCUGGAACACCGCAAAGAGAGACUUACCUGAGAUUUCCACCAACAGCGGGCCCUCUUCCGGGGCCCUCGCCGGUAAGUCUCCUCCCGUGUUGUCUGAUCUGCUACCUCACCGCUGCGGGCUCCAGGUCGGAGCCCUGGCGUGUAAGUGUCCUUCUCGACACAGUCCAAUCCCCGAUCCAGACUGUCCUCUAUCAGAUCCUGCCUGGUGUCGUUGGCUGUCUGCUGGCUGUUGUUCUCUCUGUUUCAGCCAUGGCUCCACACUCCUCUCCAUCCGGCUGUGCCAGCUGCGCCUGUCUAGCGGAAAAGAUCCAGGAGCUUGAGCGAAGGAUCUCCACCCUAUACCAGAUCCAGGAAGCCGAGAAACUCAUGGACACCAUCGUCUUCAGAACACCACAUCCCGACUCCACCGGCUCAUCGGAUCCAGACCCUGCCGCUCCCAACACCUCUCUCCCGGCUGCUGCGACCACCUCUCCUCCGCCUGCUCAUCCAUCCGUCUCCUCGACAAGGCUGGGAUCACAACCCAAGGCUAAACCAGAGCCUCCGGCUAGCUCCACUCCAUCCCUGCAGGAGCACCAGUCCUGCAUCACUGCCCGCACCGGGAAAACAAGGCUCCCACCUCAGUCUCCCCUCUUCCACCUCCACCUGGAGAACAGGUUUAACACCCUGGACCUCCAUGACUUCCCCCCGCUGCCCGCGGGAUCCCAGCCGAUGUCCACCCGGCUGUCUCAUGGGUCCUCCAGCUCUCCCCCGUCCCCGUCCCGUCCACCUCGCGUGCCUGACCAUCCGCACGCCGGGGCCCUCCGGCGGCGCUCGGUGCCGUGCUUCACACCUGCACCACGGCUGGCCCGUGUCCCUCCCGUCUUGUCUCCGAUGUCCUUCUUGGCGAGUUCCCCCCCUCCUCCAACAUAUUCCUCUCCGGUCACACAGUCUCCACGUCCACUUUUCCCUCCGACGACUUUAAUUGUGGGCGACUCCAUCAUGAAAAACAUCCGCUUUUUUAACGCUAUCACGCGGUGUUUCCCUGGUGCGAGGGUCCUGGACAUUUUAACACUCCUCCCCACUCUGUUAAAAUCUCUGCCAACUUCCAUCCAGAGAAUCAUAAUCCAUGUCGGUACUAAUGACACGUCCCUCAACCAGACCGAGCUCACGAAGGACCAUUUUACCCAACUUUUAACUUCCUGA